Molecule: messenger RNA, 2028 nt
Organism: Heterobasidion irregulare TC 32-1
Lineage: Eukaryota; Fungi; Basidiomycota; Agaricomycetes; Russulales; Bondarzewiaceae
Product: glycoside hydrolase family 32 protein
Exons: 10
Coding region: 1-2028 (675 amino acids)
Biological process (GO): sucrose catabolic process
Molecular function (GO): sucrose alpha-glucosidase activity
Source: RefSeq, a predicted model, not a curated record
AUGAUCUAUCGCGCUGCCUCUUUCCGCACGUUUCUGGCCGUCCUCGUCGCCGCGUCUGGAGCUGAGGCUGCUAAAUCUGCUAACGGCACCGACAACUGCAUCGUGGAUCGGACCAAGGCGCCUGGAGACCUGACCAGCUGUGGUAACAACACACUCUUCAACGUAUGGCGUCCCCGAGCGCGAUUCAUCGCACCCUCUGGAUGGAUGAAUGAUCCACAGGGCCUAUUCCAACGCAGUGAUGGGUCUUUUCACGCCGGGUAUCAAUGCAAUCCCCACCACUACACUUGGGGCAACAUCUCCCAGUGCGCGGCGCACUCGAAGGACCUCGUAUACUGGGAAGACUUCAAAUCUUGGAAGGACUCGAAGACGAUCUGGCCGAGCGAGCUGUACGAUAUCCGCGGCGUAUUCGACGGGUCCAUCAUCAAGAACGGAUGGGAAGGCUACCCCACCACAAUAUACACAUCCACCUUCACAGGGCCACUUGGCGCUACAGCGUCGCCGCCCGAAUCGCCCGGUACUGAGACACAGAGCAUCGCGUACACCAAGGACGGCGGCGCGAGCUGGAUCAAGCUAAACUUCGGCCCACAAGGCAACCCCGUCAUUUAUGAAUGGCCGGUCCAGAACAUGACCGGCUUCCGCGACCCGUACGCGUUCGAGUCGCCCGUGCUCAAACGCCUCCUCUCCAACAGCACCGCGUUCAACGCGACAGGAGACACCUUCCUGACUAUCAGCGGCGGCGUGCGCCUCGAUGCCGACCCAAACGCUGGACCACGUCUAUAUCUCUACCGUCAAACGUCGAGCACCGACGUGCGUAGGUGGACGUACAUUGGCGAGCUCGUCACGCUUCCCGCGCACGAGCAGCUGAGCCCCUGGACCGGCAACGUUGGCAUCAACUUCGAGACCGCGGGCGUCACGCGCCUGAAUGAGGCCGGCGAGGCGUUCGACAAUGGCUCGGACGCGACGGCGCUCAAUCUCAUCGGGUACGGCACUGAGCAAGGCCGGAAUGGGUCCCACGAAAACCACUGGCCGCUCUGGGGUGCUGCGUCGUACUCCGUCCAGAGCGAUGGCUCCGUCGCGGCCGCCAUCGACUUUGCGGGCGUUUUGGACUGGGGCAGGGUAUACGCGGCCGUUCCGUUCCCAGUAUCCGGAAACCGCUCGGUUCUCAUCGGCUGGGUCUACGAGGACGAUGAGGAUCUGGUGCUCGCUGCCCAGCGCGGCUGGCAAGGCAUGUUCACCCUGUUCCGCGACCUCUUCGUCAAGGUGAUCCGCAACGUCGACCCCGCCGCGCCCGGCCUCAACGAAACCGGCAGCUGGAAAACGCGCAAGGAAACUGACGGCAGCACCUCCGUCGUCACCCUCGGCCAAAAGAUCGUGCCCGAGAUCCUGCGCGCCUACAGGAAGGAAUCUGUGGUCUCGUCCCCCGCGCCGACGACGCUCAACGGCAGCGUCGGGUACGUGCCGUUCGCGCGGCAGCCCGCGGCGGCGCACUACGUCAUUCAGGCGACCCUCGUGUUCACGGGGCGCGACGCCGAUAUCCCCAAGGCCGGGUUCCGCGUGCGCGCGAGCGCCGAGGAGUGGACGGACGUCUACUUCGACCCCCAGCUGGAAGCGAUCGUCGUCGAGCGCCAGAACAGUUCCCUCAUCACGACCUACGGUACUGAGACCGAGGUCGCGAAGCUCCGCCUCUGGCCAAUCCUUCGCUCCGGGCAGAACGCCUCCGCCGCGACGCGCCAGACGCUCAACCUCACCCUCGUCGUCGACAACUCCGUCGUCGAGGUCCUCGCGAACGACGUCACCGCGCUCACGACGCGCGUCUACCCGUGGCUCGCGUCCUCCGUCGGCGCGGGCUUCCUCGUGCGCGGCGGGAAUGGAACCGGGAACGGGACCGCGGCGGUGCGCUACGAGCGCGUCGAGUUGUGGGAUGGCCUGCUCGAUGCGUGGCCGGGGCGCCCAGAGGACACGAGCGCGCCGCUGUUGUGGGAUGGCCCUGUGAUGCCGUUGCUCGGGGGUAUUUGGGAUGGGCGGUGA